Messenger RNA from Pecten maximus, 7727 nucleotides. Its product is annotated as transmembrane 7 superfamily member 3-like. The record is from RefSeq and is a predicted model, not a curated record. Lineage: Eukaryota; Metazoa; Mollusca; Bivalvia; Pectinida; Pectinidae.
AGUAAAAAAACAUAACAUCUAAAAGUCUAGUGAAUAUCCCUGAUAGCAUUGUCCAGAGAGUAUUUUCGGAUUUGUGAUGAUGGAGCACAGCUAAAGCGGAUCAUUUUCUUUAAGAUGGACCGGGAUGAAGCUGUUGUCACAAUCCUUAUUUUGACUGUUUUGGUCUCGAAGUGUCUCUGUGAAAAGGAAGUAAACAUAACAGAUUUGAUACCAGGAACCAACUCUCCAAUCUUGGUACAGGGUAACAGCCAAGUAAAGCUUGCAGUCCAUUCUAUCCCAGAAAGCACGACUCAUGUUGUGUGUCAGAUACACACCCAUAAGGACCUGCUGACUUUGUCCCUGAGCCCGUCACUGUCUCCAGAUGUCUCGGAGACAGGAACUGAUGUGGGCGUGACUACAGUGCUCUCAAAGGGCCAAACAAAUAUGUUUUGGUAUCUGAAGUCGGAUCAUAACCACACUGUGGAGGCUCUGGUUACUGUUAUCUGGUAUACAUGGAAAAGCCCUAUUCCAGGUGGUUGCAACUUGGAGUACAGAUUUGCAAACGAUCCAAAUUUUCACCUUACAUUUGACUCCACAAAAACAUGGACAAGAUUCCAGUGGUCAAGCCAUGGAAGAAAUCGGUCCACGAUCCCAGACCCUGAUGAUUGUGAACACCUGUCCAGCUCACUUCAAUACGACAUGCAUGUUUACUACCUCCCUGGUGGAGACUUCUCUCAGAAAAGUCACUUUGACGGAAUAAAGAAAAUGAUGACUGUGGCCGACGUGCUGCAAAAUGGAAAGAAGAUACACAGCAUAACUGAUGACAAGACAACAACUCUUUCUGGGUUAAAGAUUUCAUCAUAUACUGGUCGAGGCACAAUAUACAAUGUCAUCGUCACGGAUACCAGGUUGGGCACAGAUUCCAGAUCGGUGUAUAUCCCCUCGGUUACGUAUGCCUGCGACCUAGACAACACUGAUGGAUGUCACAUGACAGGUCCUGGAGGGAAGGUUUUGGCAGUGAUUGGAGGAGUACUCGGCCUGUUUCUUGUUAUACUAGGACACAGGUUCUUCAGGACAUCAACCUUCCUGGCAGCAUUUCUUGGCUUUGGGCUGAUAUCUGUGAUUCUGUUUGAACGUUUUACUACUCAGUCUGUUGUAGUAGUCCUAGUGCUGAGUGCCGUGAUCGGGGUUGUCAUGGCAACAGGAUGGCUGGCGUUCUGGUGGUGUCAUGGAGUCCACACAAUAGCUGUGUUGUUUACUGGUCUCACAUGUGGUUACAUCAUCUCCAGUAUCAUUUUCUUCAGUCCAAUGGGAAAUCUGAACUUUUGGAGUCGUGAGUUUAACUAUGGAAUGUCUUUCACUGUGGGCGUGCUCAUUGUACCUGUAAUUCUACUCUUCUUCACCAAACAAUUGAGCAUUCUGUCCUGUACCUUUCUGGGUGGCUACUUGGUUUGUAUCACUGUGGAUGUUUUCCUGGACAGUGGUUUUAAGAACAUCAUUCUGAACUCUGUGAGACAUGCUGUAGACUCGGAAUACCUGUCUGUAACAGUGACAGGGCCCUAUCUUAUCGCAGAUAUGGGACUGACAUUCCUGUGGGUUUUUUUAUUCAUUGGAGGGUCAAUAUUUCAGUUACUAAGAGAACGAGGCAAACCCGAUUUUCCAGAAUCCACGAGGAGAAAUCGCAGAAGACAAGAUUUGGAGAUAGAGGAAGAACGCCAGUCAUUACUAGGGAAAGAUCAUCCCACACUUUAUGGUGUUUCUGGCCAAACAACGGUCAACACAGCCAGGACUGAAAUGACCCCACCCAUAGUGUCCAGCUAGCUGAAAGAUUAAAUUAUGUCAACUUACAUUGUUUAAUCUUUUCUAAAAUUUCUGAAUAUUUGCUAUGUCAGCAUUAAUUCCAUUAUCUCAUGGGAACUGAAUGUUUGUACAAUUUUCCUGGAACAAAAAUGUGGUCAAUCAACAUUUAGAAUUUGUGCCAUCGGACAGUGUGUAGUUUUCCUGUAAACUGUUCAGAUAAAAUAUUAGCCAAUUUAUGAAUCUCUACAUGAUGUGUAGUUUAAAGCCACAUACUCCCAAACAACCUAAAACUCUAGUUGCACACAUGUAUUAAUGGCAAUCCAAGAUGCUCAUUCACUCUCUCUUAACAUUAAAAUGACCCGGGUGGAAGCUUGACGGGGGGAGUCCGUGAGACAUCUUAUUAACGUAAAUUUUUUUGGCAGAAUCUGUCUGCGCUUUCGCAGGUCCACACUUUCCUUGUAUGGACUGUUAUUACCCAAAUACUUUCAUAAAUACAAAUUUCUUUCAGUUUCUGAUUCAUGAUAAUCUGUUAGCUAUGUAUAAAGUCCGAAAACUGUAAAAAGCUCAAAAUGUAAACAUUGAUAUAUGUUUCUUCCUAAGUAUGUGGCUUUAAAGACUCUCUUGGUUAAUAUAUAUAAUUUGACAAAAUGUGUUAAAUGACAGAAUAUAUACCCUAAUGGUGAUAUCAUGUGAGAACUAAUACAGAACUGUAGUUCUUCAAAAUUGCAAUUUAAACCAGGAAGCUACCGACCGAUUACACAGAAUUAGCGAUACAGUUCUCUACUCUAUAUAUGGAAAAUGUGUCAUGCAUAUGCAUGUACAAACUGUUUUGUUUUGAAGAAUGGUGGACUUGCAAUCAAAUUCAUGCAUCAGAAGCUAAAAGUUUGAUCAGGCGUACUGAUUGAUAUCCUGAAGGUAUAGGAAAGUAUUGUGUAAAAUCACAUCAUCUACAGAUUACAGGGUCAGUCUGUUAGUGAAACAUAAAAGAUGGAUUAAAUGUGAAAAGACACCAUUAAUUGACAGUAAAACUUCUCAGCAUUGGAUAAACAACAUAUUCUAUUUUAAGAUGUUUAUUACAUACUUUACUUAUGAAAUGUUGACUUAGCUGAACAGAUUUGAAAGGAAUUAUAUGAAUGUAAUUCUAGAAGGGAUUAUGAAGUUUAGCUUGUUUUAUAUAUAUAUUAACAAAAACACUUUCCAUGUCUCGACAGAGUAUUUUUAUCUGCCUAUAUUUUUAGGUUAUAUGUCUUUAACAGAACACCACUGAAAUAUCUGUACAUGUGUUUUGUUAGUAACAGUGAUGAUGUUUCCAAACUAUCUUUAAUGUUUAACUUCUAUUUAAUACAAGACAAGCAGUAUUUUUUCACAAAGUCCUGUGCAUGAGAUUUGGUUGAAUAAAAUAAAUUACUUGGUUCUAGGCCAUUUUGUUCUAAAAAGAGAUGAGGGAAGAAGUUGAUUUUUUUUCAUCAUUUUAAUUGUGAAAAAAGUUGAGAGCAUAUUUUUUUUUGUUUUUUCAUUUUUUCAAACCAUUCAUUGUUUAUUUUCAUAUCAAUUGCUUAAAAGUUGGGGAGGGGGGUUGUGAUUUAUCAUGGUUCUUUUGUCUUUGUUACACUUCAAUGAACAUGUGCUCUGAUUUUAUGGUUAAACAUAAUGGCUAUCACAGGAGAAAGGUUUGUUGGUGAUGUUGUUUUUUUUACAUAUUUUUCUCCCAAAGAAUGAUGAUGGAUAUUGUUUUUAAACUUCUACUUUACCCGGAAAAUGAUAUGAAAUGAGAAUUACUUCAAAGCAUGUGAACCAAGUAAUUAUUUUGUUUUGGCCUUAUAUUUAUUAUUUAUUCAUUAUAUACACAUACUUGUUGGGUGUGAAUUUGAGAAUUUACCUGUUGUAUCCUGGUUGAGCACAAACCUUACAUUGUGUAUCCAAAAUUCACCUCAACAUAGCAAAAUAAUGUCCUUAUUAACCAGAAAAUAAAUACUCUAUGUUAUUUUAUUGUGUUUCAUUAGAUAACAUAAUAGAAUUCUACAAACUCUUAUAAGAGAGUCAAUUAAGAUAUUCUCUUCUCCCAUACUUCACAGAGGAAUCUCCAUUUUUGGUACUAGGGAACUUUAACGGGGUUAGGAAAAAGACUGCUGUCACCAAUGACAUAAUACCUCUGGUAAUUGAAUUGUUGACAUGAUGUCACGUUAUUGUUUCAUGUCACAUUCUAUGGUCCACAGAAUAAAUCCAUGUGUGACUCUUUGUCUCACAUCCUUACAAAUAAAACAUUGGAAGUUGUAGUCCUGAACUAUCAUCAGUCCAUAAAACAUGUGUUGAAAUAAUGCCACUAUCCAUUUUCACCAUGGUUACUAGACAUGAAAUAAUGCCACAAUCCAUUUUCACCAUGGUUACUAGACAUGAAAUGAUGCCACUAUCCAUUUUCACCAUGGUUAUUUGACAUGAAAUGAUGCCACUAUCCAUUUUCACCAUGGUUAUUUGACAUGAAAUGAUGCCACUAUCCAUUUUCACCAUGGUUAUUUGACAUGAAAUGAUGCCACUAUCCAUUUUCACCAUGGUUACUAGACAUGAAAUGAUGAUAUGGCUCAACUGUGACCCUACUAUGAGUAGCAUUAUAGCAUAUGUGCCAGUUGUCUUUCAAUUCUCCGUGCAAGAUAGAGUAAUAUCUUCCCUUGCAAAAAUGGGAUCACCAAGUGAAGUAUGUGAGAAAUAUCUAUCUAGUACCUACAUACGGUAUAUGUGUAACUGAUUAUAUGAUACAGGGUCAGAAGUGUUACGUCUAGUUGUCGUAAAGCCUUAAUGUAAUACCUAUGCAAGACAUGUUGAUUUGUAAUUAUAAAAUGUGUAUUUCCUUGUCUAAAAUUUGUUGUAUACCUGCUAAGUUGAUAUUUUUCACCAGAUAAGGGCUUCAGUUUUACAUAUACUCUCCAUAUAUUAGAUUAAUACUGAGUUGUUCCUUGCUAACCCAUACUCUCCAUAUAUUAGAUUAAUACUGAGUUGUUCCUUGCUAACCCACCUAGUCAUUAUUAUUGGGUAACAUGAGAGGAAAAAUACAAUGACUAGACUAGAAUUUGAACCAGGAACCUCCUAAUUCUUAACAGAUGAUCAAACAAUUUCAGCGCUACCUUGCCAAAGGUAUAGUAUUAUCUGUAGAAUAAGGACAAAGGUUUGAUAUUAUCUACAGGAUUAGGACAGAUGUUUGGUAUUAUCUACAGGAUUAGGACAAAGGUUUGGUAUUAUCUACAGGAUAAGGAUGGAGGUUUGCUAUUAUCUACAGGAUUAGGACGAAGGUUUGGUAUUAUCUACAGGAUAAGGACAGAGGUUAGGUAUCAUCUACAGGAUUAGGACAGAGGUUUGGUUUUAUCUACAGGAUUAGGACAGAGGUUUGGUAUCAUGUACAGGAUAAGGACAGAGGUUUGGUAUCAUCUACAGGAUUAGGACGGAGGUUAGUAUUAUCUGCAGGAUUAGGAGGAAGGUUUGGUAUCAUCUACAGGAUUAGGACAGAUGUUUGAUAUUAUCUACAGGAUUAGGAUAGAGGUUUGGUUUUAUCUACAGGAUAAGGACAGAGGUUUGAUAUUAUCUACAGGAUUAGGACGAAGGUUUGGUAUCAUCUACAGGAUUAGAACAGAUGUUUGAUAUUAUCUACAGGAUUAGGACAGAGGUUUGGUAUUAUCUACAGGAUUAGGACAGAUGUUUGGUAUCAUCUACAGGAUUAGGACAGAUGUUAGGUAUCAUCUACAGGAUUAGGACAGAGGUUUGGUUUUAUCUACAGGAUUAGGACAGAGGUUUGGUAUCAUCUACAGGAUUAGGAUAGAGGUUUGGUUUUAUCUACAGGAUAAGGACAGAGGUUUGAUAUUAUCUACAGGAUUAGGACGAAGGUUUGGUAUCAUCUACAGGAUUAGAACAGAUGUUUGAUAUUAUCUACAGGAUUAGGACAGAGGUUUGGUAUUAUCUACAGGAUUAGGACAGAUGUUUGGUAUCAUCUACAGGAUUAGGACAGAUGUUUGAUAUUAUCUACAGGAUAAGGACAGAGGUUAGGUAUCAUCUACAGGAUUAGGACAGAGGUUUGGUUUUAUCUACAGGAUUAGGACAGAGGUUUGGUAUCAUGUACAGGAUAAGGACAGAGGUUUGGUAUCAUCUACAGGAUUAGGACGGAGGUUAGUAUUAUCUGCAGGAUUAGGAGGAAGGUUUGGUAUCAUCUACAGGAUAAGGAUGGAGGUUUGCUAUUAUCUACAGGAUUAGGACGAAGGUUUGGUAUUAUCUACAGGAUAAGGACAGAGGUUAGGUAUCAUCUACAGGAUUAGGACAGAGGUUUGGUUUUAUCUACAGGAUUAGGACAGAGGUUUGGUAUCAUGUACAGGAUAAGGACAGAGGUUUGGUAUCAUCUACAGGAUUAGGACGGAGGUUAGUAUUAUCUGCAGGAUUAGGAGGAAGGUUUGGUAUCAUCUACAGGAUUAGGACAGAUGUUUGAUAUUAUCAACAGGAUUAGGAUAGAGGUUUGGUUUUAUCUACAGGAUAAGGACAGAGGUUUGAUAUUAUCUACAGGAUUAGGACGAAGGUUUGGUAUCAUCUACAGGAUUAGAACAGAUGUUUGAUAUUAUCUACAGGAUUAGGACAGAGGUUUGGUAUUAUCUACAGGAUUAGGACAGAUGUUUGGUAUCAUCUACAGGAUUAGGACAGAUGUUUGGUAUCAUCUACAGGAUUAGGACAGAGGUUUGAUUUUAUCUACAGAAUUAGGACAGAGGUUUGAUAUUAUCUACAGGAUUAGGAUGAAGGUUUGAUAUUAUCUACAGGAUUAGGAGGAAGGUUUGAUAUUAUCUACAGGAUUAGGAUGAAGGUUUGAUACUUGGUACUCCUGUUUUCCUCCACCUCCAAAACCAGGCAUGUCCUUAAAUGACCCUGAUAAUUAAUAGGACGUUAAAUGAAAUAAACCAAACCAAACCACUGGCAUUUAGCCUAGUCCUUCCCUAUAUAUACUCCUCCCAACAGUCUUCCAUCUCGAUGACCUCCUCCUUGGGUAUUUCUUUUGGGCAUCAAAAGUAACAUUGGGAGGGAAAAUGCAUCCAGUCCAUGACUUAAACCUGUAACCUCUGGCCUCUAAACAGAUACUAAACAUCUGAGCUAAAAACUCCUGGCUACUAGUGUUUGGCCUAGUCCAGUUCCUCUACACAUGUACGAUGUGACAUUUUGUAGGAGUCGUCUCCUCAGUUUUUUUUUAUAUCUGUUAAGGUCAAUUUGGUAGACAGUCAGCUUGUCAGAUGGUCAUUUAUUGAGUGGUCAGCUGAUUCAUUGACAGAGGUCUAUAUGCCAAUUUUAAUUAAGAAAAUAUGUGAUAGCUAUAUUUUUCAUACUAGAAAAGAUUAUUUUGAUGUAUCAGAUGCAGUUAUGAUGCCUAAAAUCCAUUGGUCCAUGAUCAAAACUGGGUAUUGACGAGGAGAUGUGCAUUGUGAUUCACCAGAACUAAAUGUACUGAAUGGGUCUCCCCCCCCCCCCCAUCCUAAAUUGAGAUAUUUUUAUUGACAGUAUUUUUAUAUUUGUACAUAUAAACAUUUUGGAAUGGAUUACUAUAAUACUGUAUAUUAUUGUGUUGAUCAUUAGUCCUUACAUCAGAUGUUAGGUCUAAAUUCUCACACAGAGAAACAUUGUGACUGUUCCAUUUACAGAUUUUAAGUAAUAUAUUAAAGAUUGAAGUUAAUUGGUGCAAAGUUGAAAUUCAAUCUGAAGUGACUUUUUGUUUAUGUGAAGAGUAAUUAAGUGCAGCAAUUUGUCAGUGUCUAGAUUAAAGAUGCAUGUCUCCACUUAACACCUAUAUACAGCAAAAUGUAUGGCUGCUAAAAUUGGUUUGAUAUUUAGCUUGCUUAUACAGUGACUAGAAAAUUUUGAUAAUUUAUUUUCCGUAUCAUUAUGCAUAAUUAUUAAUUUGACAUGAUAAAAAUUUGUAAUUGAUUUCUAUU